AUACUGAACCUGUAGCUACAUCAAAGCAGAGAGAGAGAGAGAGAGAGAGAAUCAAACUUACAUUCCAACUUGAAUGACUUUUAAAAGAGCACCAGUUAGCAAUAAGGACAUGCAACAGUUAAAAGAUUGAGGCCCCCAACUAGUCACUCUCCCCAAAAGUGCAGUACAAAAAUGAUGAUGUACAGGGCCCAAUAACAUCAUGAUGAUGACUGACUGAGUGAUCUGGCUGCUUGUCGGCCUCACUACAACAUUUUCUUAUCGAUAGGGAUCAGUCUUUCCAAAAAAAGGAAAAGUAUGGUUUGUGUCAUGGUGGAACUCUCUAUUCUACUAAUUGAUUUCAUUCUCAUUGUACAGUGGGCGCUGCCGAUCAUCCUACAUCAGCAGCAGUUGCUCACUCUUUUCUUUUCAAAUGAUACAUGCGAGAAAAAGAUGAAAACAGUUGUUUUGUGUGUAUAUCGUUUUUUUGGCAUGUGUAUACUUUAUCCUCUUGAUUACUUUCCGAAGAAUCACCUGAGAGAGAGAGAGUGAGUGAAAGAGA
Messenger RNA from Zychaea mexicana, 538 nucleotides. RefSeq lists its product as uncharacterized. NCBI's taxonomy places the organism in Eukaryota, Fungi, Mucoromycota, Mucoromycetes, Mucorales, Lichtheimiaceae. The record is from RefSeq and is a predicted model, not a curated record. The transcript has 3 exons. Bases 295 to 528 code for a protein of 77 amino acids.